Molecule: messenger RNA, 1945 nt
Organism: Gadus chalcogrammus (walleye pollock)
Lineage: Eukaryota; Metazoa; Chordata; Actinopteri; Gadiformes; Gadidae
Product: GTPase IMAP family member 9-like
Exons: 3
Coding region: 104-871 (255 amino acids)
Molecular function (GO): GTP binding
Source: RefSeq, a predicted model, not a curated record
GUUUCUUUCUGGAGAAGUGAAGAGGGCGUCCUACUGAACGGAGGGCGAGGUUGACCUGAACAACAGAUAAACGACAGUAGAAAAGAAUAAUAUUGAGAAAGAAAUGCUCAAUAUGGAGUCAGGAGCAACGGGACCGUGUCCAACCGACAUGGGAGAGAAUGAUCCAGAAGAAGUGCUGAAACUUAUCCUGAUUGGAAACACGGGGUCUGGGAAGAGCGCCUCAGGGAACACCAUCCUUGGCCAGCGAUCCUUCGUUUCCUUUAAUACCGCAGCCUCCGUGACACAAGUCUGCCAGCUGGCGACCUCUGGAUACCAUGUUGAGGAGGAGGCGUUGAGGAGGAGGAAGAGCAGUUCAAGCAGGAGGAGCAAGAGGAAGAAGGUGGCGGUGGUGGACAUGCCAGGUUUAGGAGACACACUACGGGACCAGGAACAGAUCAUCAAGGAGAUCAGCAAAAGCAUGGCCCUGACGGCCCCCGGCCCACACGCCUUCCUCCUGGUGGUCAAGCUGGAACACUACACAGAGGAGGUGAAAAGGGCAGUGGGAAUGAUAGCUGAGGUAUUUGGUGAAGCGGCGCUCCGCGACUACACAGUGGUGCUGUUCGCCAGGGGAGAUUGCCUGGAGGAGCAGAUAGAGGAGUACCUGUCCAGCUCUGAUGAAUUCAGGGUUUUGAUUCACAGAUGUGGAGGCAGGUACCACGUAUUCAACAACAAGGAUGAAAGUGAUGUGCAGCAAGUUCCCGAGCUGCUGGAAAAGGUGGAGAAGGUUGUGGAUUUCAACGGUGGAGGGUGUUAUACCAACGCCAUGUACCAGGAGGCGAAUCGACGUUGGUGGAAGACCAUACUGUCAUGGUUUAAGCGCUCCAAUCAGUAACGGUAACAAAUCAUAAAAAAAAUUAAAAAAUCGAAAAAGUUACUUUUUUUUUUUUAAUCGCAGCCUUUGCGAUUUGGAUAUCGCGUUAUAUUACAUCGCAAUUUCGAUUUGAAUUCGAUUAAUCGUUCACCCCUACUUUAAAGUAUCUAAUAUGGCCAUUGGGGCCGGAGGGCUUGCGAGGGUCCAGAGGGUUUACGAUCCAGAUUUUUCAAAUGCUUCCCCUCUACCACGACCGCUUCACCUUUCCUUUGCCUGUUGUUUUAUGUAUCAGGGUCAUUUGGACCGUGAUAUAUUUUUUGUAUUUUUUAAUAUCGGGGCACUCAGUCUGGUUGAAAAGCGGGGGGCAGAACUGCAAAAGGCUCUUGUGCCCUCCUGUAAGGGAAGCAGACAGACGACUAGAAGAAAAGGAGUACAGGGGGGAGUGGAGGAGCGGCUUGACAUCUUGUCUCUCCCCUGUUGCUUAACUUAUCUUUACGUUCCUAGUCUUCACUUCACUUGGAGAUGUGCCUGAUCAUUGGCUUGAGUUAAUAUUCAUAGUUAACAUGGUUCAGAAAAUAAAGUUAAUAGGAUACAUUUUAGACUUAACAUCAGAUGGGUUGUUGGUUUUACAGUUGAUUCAAUCCUGCAUAAAACUGGCUUCAUAUAUGUUUUCAUUGUCAUGAUUUAUUCACUGGAAAAUAAUCAAUUAAGGAUGUAUUGACUUCUCAGUCACAUAUAUAACUUGCAUAUUUUAAAUCAAUAAACAUAUAAUUUCCUGUACUGAAUGGAUAAUUUUUGUCUCAAAAAAACUGCCUGUUUAAAAAUGCUGUUUUAUGCCCGUGAAUAGUGUGUGAAGCAAGCUAACAGCUGACCCAUGAAUGACCGGUGAAUCCAACCUGUAUUGAUUUUCCCUCGUCUUGCAACCUUGGCAAGCGGAGCGAGGUAUGUUGGUUUAUUGUAAGCUUUUAGUGUGAUUAUGUUUAAGUUUGGUGUCUUUAUGUAAGUGAAGCAAAUAAUGCACAUGCUUAAGUUUUCUUUGUUGUGCUGAAAUAUGUUUUCUGUCAUUCUUUUAUUUCCUGUAUUGGAAUAAUAUUU